Molecule: messenger RNA, 180 nt
Organism: Lindgomyces ingoldianus
Lineage: Eukaryota; Fungi; Ascomycota; Dothideomycetes; Pleosporales; Lindgomycetaceae
Exons: 2
Coding region: 1-180 (59 amino acids)
Source: RefSeq, a predicted model, not a curated record
AUGCUCACCCUCCUUCCUGCUAUCGCCUUCCCUACUUCUCCUUUACCCUCAUCCAACUGCUCGCCUCCUACUUCAAUGCCGUGCCCCUAUCUUGUAUCCCUUACAUCUCGAAAUACAGCGUCGGGUCUGGAUUCUUCCGUCUCCUGCCAUCGGAAAACAUCCUCCUCCGUAAUCUGGUGA